UCAUUUUUAUGGAGUCGAUCCAAUGAGCUGUGCGGUUCACAAUGUUCUAUGAGAAAGUCGUGGUGGGACCCCCGAAGUCGUUUUCUCACUCUGAUCUAUUGGAAUAUGUAGAGACGCUCCUGAAAGAGUCCAAGUCUUACGAGGAGAGAUCCAUGGGCAAGACCAACUACAGCUGGCUGCGGUCCAGGAGCCUGGAGGUCUCUCCUUACAGCCAAGAGCUGGAAAAGUUCAAGCCUGUAGUACGAAAGAUGUCGUCCGAGAGCUGCGCCGUUAUAGCUGUCAAACUUGACAGCAUGGAUGUCAAAACACCCACAGAAAUCCUGGUGGCAUUCAAGAACAUUCUGGAAGAACAGUACAGCAUCCAGAUGUUUGAGGGAAACGUGAAGCGUGCGAAAGAGACGAAGAAUAGUAAAAAGAGAAGAAACAAGGUCCAUCCUGAGUUGCUGCCUCCGGGACGACAAGCCACAGUGUCUUUUAUUUUGAACUAGCGAUCUGGUAUUUUAAACUAGCUAUCCGCCAUACUUAAAUUUUGAACUAGUGAGUCGCCAUUUUGAACUAGCGAUCCGCCAUUUUGAAAGAGUGAGUCGCCAUUUUGAACUAGCUGCCCGCCAUACAUAAAUUGCGAUCCGGUAUUUUGAACAAGCGAUCCACCAUUUUGAACCAGCGAUUUGCUAUUUUAAACUAACUUCUGCCAUAUUAUUGUUAUAUUAGUUAGAUAGUAUCUGUCAAUUUGUUUAUGUAUUCGUACUAUCUACGUCGAUUUCUUAAAACUUAACUUAAUACACAAACUUUUUUGUUUCCAGUAACUUAGGUUUAUGAAGCUACUUAAAUACAGUCUACCUUUUGGUGCAAUGCGAAAUCAUACAAAUUCAUACCUAAUUAAGUAACUCGCCGUGUAAUUAUCUACGCAGUAGUUAGAUAAAAGAUACACUUGGGAAAGAUGAACUAUUAUUCACCCAGUUUAACAUAAACCUCAAGUUAUCUCAGUAAAGUUCAAAAUAAUAGCAAUAAUUUAACCACUGCCUGCCUAGGAUGCGCGCCGCGAUGUAAUCCUAUCCUAUAGAAUUUGGUCGACAAAUGUAUGGACUUAUCUUCUAGAAUCGAUAAAAUGCCUCUACAAAACGACAUAAUUCACAUUCUAGGCUAGUAAGGGUUAACUAAUCCUAUCAUUAAACAGUAAUUUCCAAUAAUUUCUCGAAUAAUCCACGUGUGGAGCCCCGUGACGGCGAUUAGUAGACAGGCGCGUGCGCAACACGCUGCAAUAUUUGGGGCGUGAACUGUUUCACACUUGCACUGAAGAAUUAAUGGUUCAACUACACUGGGCUGCAAAGAAAAAGGGUAAUAAAUGUCAAUUAAAUAAUAAUUAUAUAGGUUUACCAGUAUGUUUUGUUUCAUAAAGCUAGGUCAGCAUGAACAACUUUCGUCUUCGAAUCGUUUGCGUAUUCGACAAAUUCGAUACUCAACCUUCGAAUUAAACGAUAACGUCACAAUUUUGAUCCUCAAAGUAAGUUUCGUGCAAUCAUUUCUCAUACUAAGUUCACAAUGGCGCUGUUGUAGUUUUCGUACUAAAUCUUUUGAUGGCGAUUCGAAUACGCAAACGAUUCGAACUCGAAAGUUACUUUUGAAGAAUUUGAGAUUUUCUUAGGUUCGGUGUAUUUUUAACUGACUUCAAAAAAGGAGGUUCUUCAGCUCUAUGAAUGACAUGUCUUGUCUUAAAUAGGUAUUUCAUUAAACAAAUUGGUUUUCAGUUAUUUCAGUAAGGCUUUUUUUCGUGCAUAAAGCGAUUCAAUUAAAUUUGCUAAGAGCUACUAAUUUUGUAUGAAACACUAAUAAAAAAAAUUUUAGCGAGCAUAACCAAUAAUUUUCAUUUUAAAUAGCUUGUCUUAUAAAUAAUUGAAAGUAUAUUUCCUGUCAACUUAGCUCAGAAAUAAAUCUUAC
Messenger RNA from Ostrinia nubilalis (European corn borer), 1938 nucleotides. RefSeq lists its product as uncharacterized. NCBI's taxonomy places the organism in Eukaryota, Metazoa, Arthropoda, Insecta, Lepidoptera, Crambidae. The coding region runs from base 42 to 488 and encodes 148 amino acids. The record is from RefSeq and is a predicted model, not a curated record. The transcript is spliced from 3 exons.